AUGGAAGAAGCAUUGAAAUUGGAUAAAAAAUAUCCAGAAACUCUUAAGGAUGAAUUUAACAUACCUACGUUUAAAUCCAUGGGAAUAUCGUCCGACAAUUCGCCAGUGACGUACUUAUGCGGGAAUUCGUUGGGGUUAAUGCCCAGAUCAACCAGAGAUUCAAUCAUUGCGGAAUUGGAUGCAUGGAGCAACUGUGCUGUGGAGUCGCAUUUUUGUCAUCCUAAAGAAUCCGAGGGCAAGACUCCCUGGGUAAACAUUGACUUACCUAUUCUGCCUUUGUUGGCUCCCAUUGUGGGAGCACAGGAAAAUGAGGUCGCAGCAAUGAACAGUCUUACUACAAAUUUGAAUUCUUUGUUGGUAACUUUUUACAAACCUACCGAGAAAAGAUUUAAAAUUCUUUUUGAAAAGGGUUCAUUUCCAUCUGAUUAUUAUGCGUUUUAUAAUCAAUGUAAAAUACAUGGAAUUUCGGAACCUGAGAAUGUUCUUAUUCAGGUCGAACCACGCAAGGGAGAGACUUAUAUUAGAACACAAGAUAUUUUGCACAUUAUAGAAGAGAACCAGGAUAAAUUAGCUUUAGUUUGUUUACCGGGUGUACAAUAUUAUACAGGGCAAUAUUUUGACAUUGGCCGAAUAACUUCUUUUGCACACCAAUUCCCAGGUAUUUUGGUCGGAUGGGAUUUGGCACAUGCUGUAGGAAACGUUCCAUUACAGCUACACGAUUGGGGUGUUGACUUUGCUUGUUGGUGUUCGUAUAAAUACUUAAAUUCUGGACCCGGCGCUAUUGGUGGCUUAUUUGUUCAUUCGAAGCACACUACACCUGACCCUACUAAAGAACAUUUGCCAAGGUUAGCUGGCUGGUGGGGUAACGAUGCUUCUAAGAGAUUCCAAAUGUUGGAGAAUUUCGAACCAAUUCCAGGAGCAUUGGGAUUUAGACAAUCUAACCCGAGCGUCAUUGAUACGGUCGCAUUGAAGAGUUCAUUGGAAAUUUUUGCUAAGUUUGAUGGUAUCAGUGAAGUCCGCAAAAGAUCCUUGCUAUUGACAAAUUAUAUGGUGGAGUUAUUGGAAGCAUCCAAGUACUACAAGCAUCCUUUUAAGAUGGAGAAAUUACCACACUUCUUUACAUUACUAACUCCAACGGCCAAAGAUGAAGACCAUGGUGCCCAAUUAUCUCUUUACUUUGAUUCAGAUACUGGUGAAGAGGGCAUCAUGUCUAAGGUAUUCCAGUAUUUGCACGAUCAUGGUGUUAUUGGCGAUGCAAGAAGACCCAAUGUGAUCAGGUUGGCACCCGCACCUUUGUAUAAUACAUUUGCAGAUGUAUACAAUGCGGUGAACGCACUAAAUCAGGCAAUGAAUAAAUUGUAG
Molecule: messenger RNA, 1362 nt
Organism: Saccharomyces eubayanus
Lineage: Eukaryota; Fungi; Ascomycota; Saccharomycetes; Saccharomycetales; Saccharomycetaceae
Gene: BNA5
Product: kynureninase
Exons: 1
Coding region: 1-1362 (453 amino acids)
Biological process (GO): NAD+ biosynthetic process
Cellular component (GO): cytoplasm
Molecular function (GO): pyridoxal phosphate binding; kynureninase activity
Source: RefSeq, a predicted model, not a curated record